UGUAUGAUAGUUCGAAACUGAAUUCUUUUAUGAUACCCUCUCCAAAUCUUCAUAUUUUCAGGUCCCAACUGAACCAGGGUAUGAUGUGACACUGACAUUGAUGGUUCCAGAGCCACAUAUCACAAGACCAGUUUGGGAUGCUAAAAAAGCCGUAGAUGACUAUUUGAAACCAGUUGCUGACCAAAUAGAGAGUGUGGCUAAACUGAGUAUCAAAUCUCAGGUGUUGUACAUGACAGGGCUAAAUGUGUCACCACAGUGGUCAGAAUCAUACAUGCAUUAUGCCUUACCACAAGAUCAGCUGCCUCUCACCGUAAAUGCUAUUGAAGCUAAACUUGGUUCUUUUGUUUGGACACGACCGUCAUUACAUUUCAUAAUAUACAUUCCACGUGAGAAAGAAACACCGCUACAUAUUCAUACAGCAGAUGACCUACCACUUGAGACAAACAGUUUUCUUGUUCCAAAAAGAAGACAAAGAAGUGUUGUUACUUCCUUCACGGGACUCAACUAAAUUAACUGAAUGGCAGCUUGAUGGCUUGGCCCGUGCUCGUGUGUCUGCAUAUUUGUCCAACAUCAAGAUUACAUUACAGUUCCCUGAUCCCUUUGUCUCGUAUGAUCACAACUCUGGAUGCUGCUUCUACUUGAUACCUGCUGUCAGCUCAAUACAUUCCAAGUCUCUGUGUGAAUUGGUUGGUGAGAUAAGCAACAUGGUAAUCAGUGAUGAAGUUGGAGGAUGGGUGUGGGGUGCAGUAGAGGAGUGGAGGGAAUGUAGCAGUGCAGCAAGAGAAGGCAGGCUGCAAGAGGCAACUUUCUACUGUGGUCGAUCCUUCACCCAGGCUGAUGCUGCAUUCUUCCACCCAUCCUUGUUAGCACUCCUGUAUUUCCCGGAUAAUCAAAAGUAUGCCAUCUAUGUACCACUUUUUCUGCCAGUGAGCAUCCCAGUCAUCUUGUCCUUCAAAAUGCUCCUCGGACUGUACAAAGGGUCUGUAGCAUUCAAAGUAAAAAAAGAAUGAUGAUUUUGUAAUUUAUUUAAUAUGCAACAAGAUAAGUUUUGUUUGUUUUGGGGUUACAUGGUUACUAAAGAAAGAGUACUGAUGCAAAAAUCAACUGCAUUAACUUUUAUUUUGGGUUCAUAUCACUAAUAUUCAUGAGUCAUGUCUAGUUCAGUAUAUAUGAUAAUAACCUCCUAAAAAAUAUGAUUGUAGGCAUUCUUUGCUGGAAAAUGACGAUGAUUUUUUCUUUCUUUCUUUCUUUCUUUCUUUUCUAUUCUAAGCAGUUAUAUUAUUGUUUAAUGUACAAUCCAUUUUUAUUAAAACUAUUUUCUUAUGUAUAUAUGGACAGAAAUCAUAUUUCUCAAACUUUAAUGUUAACAUUGAACUUUCUAAAUGUCAUUGGCAAUCUGUCCGAACAUUAUACAUUUUAUGUAGUGUGAUAUUGUUCCAAGCCAUUCCAACUGCUAAGGUAAUGUGGCCAAAGAUAUAGCACCUUCAGAGUUUCAGGGGUUAAUUUUCCUAGGCUGUACUGGAUAUGAGAUGUAGACAGCAACUCUGUAACAUAUUAUGAGCCAAGUGUAGAUGAGGACUAACAAUUUCCCCACAUCUAUUUUUUGAUUAUACAUUUGAAAGAACUACUUCAGAAUUGUGGAGUUUGAGGCGUUGCUGUUUGUAGAUUGCUACAUUUUUAUAUGCAGAAUAUAUUCCUGUUUUCUGGGCAGGAUUGAAUGCCUCUCACAUCCUUGUAUCACUACAGAAGUAAUCUGACCUUCCUAUAAUGUGCAGACCAAGUAGUUGAGUGAUACCAGCAUCAUAUAGUGCCACUGCACUCAAUAUUGCUUUUUGCAACCUAUCACCUUGUAGGGUAAUUAGAUAGUAAUGGUGAUGGUUUUGAAAGUGAAAUGGAGACUGCAAGUCAGUUAUAAAUAGGUAGUUAUUGUACAAUACAAAAUUGGUGUUGAUUGUGUUGUAACCAUCAAUUUUUUUUAACCCAUUAGCAAUAGCAAAUCUGUGAUUUUUUCUUAGAGAAAAUGAAAGACACAACAAACACAUUUUGAGUAUUUUAUGAAUGUAUGACAUAGAUAUAACCAAAAAUAUAGAGAAUGGUACCAAGAAAAAGAAAUAAAGAAUUAUAGAUUGAUCAAUGACUGUUGCACCAGCUGGCGGCUUUCCUUCCAGGGUUUCCCUCAUACCACAGGUAUACUAGAUUAAUACAGUGACAUCACACCCAGUCAAGAACUAUGUUAAGGCUUAUGUCAGCAAGCUGGUAUUUUAUUGCUAGCUAGUUGCUUUUCUAAGUUUUUGUCAUACAAGAGGCAAAAAAUUUGUAAUACAUUUUUGCUGUUUACUUAGCCACAAGGUGAAAUAGAGCCCACCCAACAUAGAUUGUAAAUCAGAAAAUGCAAGCCUUUACAAGAUUACUGUAUUAUGUUAACAAAAUGAUGAAUGAUGCAGAUAUGUACUUGAUUAAGACAACGCCAACGUUGAAAAGUUUAAGAUUUAAUGGUAGUCUAGUUUCUUUCAGUUAUGAAACCUAUGUUUUUUGUAAGUGAAAAUGCAUAAUGAGAAGUACAGUAAUUCAAUUUCUGCUUUACUGAAGUGGAAUUUAUUGUGAGAAUGUAAAUGCAGCAAUAUCUACUCAAUGCAAUUUAUAUCUUUACAUCCAGAACAGUCAGUAUAAUAAUGUUAAUAUUGGUAAGAAUAAUUGUGUGCAUGUGUAUAUCUGUUUGUUUUGGGGCACAGAAUAGUGCUAAUAAACUUGUUUCUUAUUAUAUAUAUGUAUAGAUGUACACAUUAUCAUAUAGAGAAAAGCCAGUGUAUGUAUAGAAAUAAUAAAAAAGACCAUGUAA
Molecule: messenger RNA, 2839 nt
Organism: Penaeus vannamei (Pacific white shrimp)
Lineage: Eukaryota; Metazoa; Arthropoda; Malacostraca; Decapoda; Penaeidae
Source: RefSeq, a predicted model, not a curated record